AUGUCAACGGAUAAAAUCAAACCCAACCACGGGGCCUCUGUGCCAGACGUGGUUGCUGUUGGUGAAUCGAGUGUGUCCCAGACAGAAUGGCUUGCGGAACAACAGAUCGACACCAAACAGCGUGUCAAUUUGAAGAAACUGUCACACAUGAGGUAUCAACAUCCUGACCUGGAAGAAAUUCAGGUAUUCAUGCUUGAUUUCGGGAUGGAAAUUGCCAAAAAGACCGAAGACGAGAUAUGGUUCAAAGGAUAUGGAUCUGAUCAGUAUGUAUACUACGCGCGCAAAGGGCCCAAGAAAUUCCUCGGUGGGACUUUCGAGGCCCAGAGCAAGGAGGACUUUGACAGAGCUGCAAGCCUCCCCACAGCCAGUGCAGUGCAAGAAAUGACCCACGCGCCUGGUGGUGGAUGUUUGGUGACCCUCAUGGAUCCAGAAGGAUUUCCAGUGAAUGUCGUCUUCGGCCAGGAGCCAGUUACUGUCGAGGUUUCCCACCCCGGAAAGCUCACCCUGAAUUAUCCGGGCGAGAAGCCGAGACGACGUGAAUUCAACCGGUUCGAACCCGGACCCGCAGCUGUUCAUAAGCUGGGGCAUUUCGGGUACACGACACAGCAACUUCAGCCGCAGCUGAAAUUCUAUACAUCAACAUUUAACAUCGUUCCAACUGAUCUGCUAUAUGUUGAUAUAGAAGGUCAGAAAGUUCUCGUGACUAUGUUCGCCCACCUUGACCUUGGAGAGACUCAUGUUGAUCAUCAUUCGUUCUUCAUGGGCUCCAAUCCCAAGCACGCUCAUGUUCACCACUGCUCAUUUGAAGUAAAAGACUAUGAUACCCAGCAGCUGGGUCAUCAAUGGCUUGCGAAGAAAGGCUACGAGUCGGUGUGGGGAGUUGGCCGGCACAUUCUGGGCUCUCAGAUCUUCGACUAUUGGUGGGAUACCACGGGAAAUAUGGUCGAGCACUAUGCCGAUGGCGACUUGGUGAACAAAGACACGCCUAUUGGACAAAUUCAAGCUGGGAGUGAAUCUCUAGCUAUAUGGGGUCCAGAAGUCCCUACUUCAUUCAUGGAGUAA
Molecule: messenger RNA, 1062 nt
Organism: Penicillium longicatenatum
Lineage: Eukaryota; Fungi; Ascomycota; Eurotiomycetes; Eurotiales; Aspergillaceae
Product: 2,4,5-trihydroxytoluene oxygenase
Exons: 4
Coding region: 1-1062 (353 amino acids)
Biological process (GO): L-methylmalonyl-CoA metabolic process
Cellular component (GO): mitochondrion
Molecular function (GO): methylmalonyl-CoA epimerase activity
Source: RefSeq, a predicted model, not a curated record